AUGCACCCAGCACCAUCUCUCUUUCUCAGCCUCCUCGCUGCCACCCUGUCAGUAGCCCAACUCUCCCCAGACAUCAAUUAUUGCGAAGGCGACAAGAGCACAUUGGGCCACUGCGACACACUCACCUACGAAGACACCACUCUCUCGGCAGCCAACCCACCCACCACAACCGAAUGCCAGGAGUCGUGCUUUAGCAUCUUCGGAGACGCCGGUGAAUGGAUCGUUCAACUAGAAGGCAAACCAGAAGGCUACCAGCAACACAUGCACCAAUUUCCCUGCGGGUUCAGUAUUGGUGCUAUACCCAACACGCCGCAUGAGUUCUCGUUCGAUAUGAACAAUCAGGAUAUGGCCGAUAUUAUUGACGAGGCGGUCAAGCGGUUUGCGCAUUUGCAUGGCGGGAAGGUGGCAGCGAGGGGGACGGUGAGGUGUGAUGGGCAUGAGGCUAUGUGCCACUCGAUCGAGUCAAACCCGCAGAAGCCCACGACGAAUGCCAUCGCAGCAGGCCCACCUCGCUUAGAUCCACCAGAUAUGGCGGCUUUCUGA
Alternaria viburni is the source of this 543-nucleotide messenger RNA. RefSeq lists its product as uncharacterized. The transcript is spliced from 3 exons. Lineage: Eukaryota; Fungi; Ascomycota; Dothideomycetes; Pleosporales; Pleosporaceae. Bases 1 to 543 code for a protein of 180 amino acids. The record is from RefSeq and is a predicted model, not a curated record.